AUGGCGUCCCAGGUACCCCCGUAUAUCUGCUCCAAGUGCAGGUGGACGACCUCAAUAGCAUGGACUCGAGUGCAUUCAUCACGCCCUUUUUCCACCACCCGUCGUCGGAAGCAACAGCAACAGGAACAGCAACCGCACCCACAAAUCCUACGACCUGCGACCGCACCAAAAGCCACGCCGGACGUGAAGCAUAUCCGUCAACAUGCCGAGCUCUAUGCCCAGAACUGUAUCGACCGCAACUAUGCAGCGCAUGCAGAAUACCCGUCGAGGAUACAGAAACUCGCCGACGAGGCGCGGCAACUCGAUCAGGAACUCAAGUCACCGCGCUCGCAGAUCAAACAACUUGAACGGACUAUUGCAAAGCUCUCAAUUGCAGCGCGGCAAGCACAGGAACCUGAAUGUAAUGACUUGAAUGAAUCAGCAAUCGGAGCGGAGCUGGAAACCUUAAAGGCCGAAGCACAACGCCUGAAAGAUGAAUCGCAAGCGAUGACCAUCCGCAAAGCCGACUGUACUGAAGAACUUAAUCGACUCGCCUUGUUCCUACCCAAUCUUUCAUCCGCGGAGACUCCCAGAGGGGAUGACCCCCGGCUCGUUCACUAUCUCAACUUCGACCCUCAAGCGCCCCCAGCAUGGACACAAUACGCCGCCGCGGAUCUCCAGGCGCGAUCGCACGUCACUAUCGGUACGGAACUGGGUCUCUUGGAUUUCACUAGCUCCGCUACCACGACCGGAUGGGGCUGGUACUUUCUCAUCAACGAGGGUGCUAUGCUCGAGCAAGCCCUUGUCCAAUACGCACUGAGCGUGGCCCGGCGCCGCGGCUGGAAGACCGUCGCCCCUCCGUCCAUCGUCUACUCCUACAUCGCCGAAGCAUGCGGCUUCCAGCCCCGCGACCAGCACAAUGAGCAGCAGAUCUGGUCUAUUGAGCAGAACGAGCGUGAUCGCGAUUCCAAACCGCCCCGCUCGUUGACCGGAACCGCCGAGAUCCCUCUCGCGGCCAUGUACGCCGGUCGAGACAUCCCGGCCGCAGAGUUACCCAUCAAAUUGGUCGGCGCGAGCCGCUGUUAUCGCGCAGAAGCAGGCUCGCGCGGUGUCGACACCAAGGGCCUGUAUCGAGUCCAUGAAUUUUCAAAGGUGGAACUAUUCGCCUGGGCGGAUAACCUGAAUCCUACCGUCUCCACGGACAAAACUACGCCUACCUCGGAUACCUUGUUCGCCGAACUUCUCGACAUUCAGACCGAGAUUCUCACGUCUCUCGGUCUCCCCUGUCGAGUCCUGGAGAUGCCCACCGGUGAUCUGGGCGCGAGCGCCACCCGCAAGCGUGACAUUGAAGCUCUCUUUCCUUCGCGAUUCCGGCCAUCAGCCGACUCCACCAGUGCGGUGGACCCGACUGUGUCCAAUCUUGAAUCCGCCUGGGGCGAGGUGACCUCGACGUCUAUCUGCACGGACUACCAGAGUCGGCGACUGGGCACGCGCGUGCGUGGUGGCAGUGCCAAGGAGUCGCGUUUCCCGCAUACUGUGAAUGGCACCGCGAUGGCUGUGCCGCGUGUGUUGGCCGCGAUCCUGGAGAAUGGAUGGGAUACAGACCGUGGCGUGGUCGUUGUGCCGGAAGUGCUGAGACCAUGGAUGGAUGGGUUGGAAUCAAUCGGCCGUCGGGAUUAG
Molecule: messenger RNA, 1659 nt
Organism: Penicillium oxalicum
Lineage: Eukaryota; Fungi; Ascomycota; Eurotiomycetes; Eurotiales; Aspergillaceae
Product: putative serine--tRNA ligase DIA4
Exons: 1
Coding region: 1-1659 (552 amino acids)
Biological process (GO): mitochondrial seryl-tRNA aminoacylation
Cellular component (GO): mitochondrion
Molecular function (GO): tRNA binding; ATP binding; serine-tRNA ligase activity
Source: RefSeq, a predicted model, not a curated record